This is a messenger RNA of Arctia plantaginis, 4356 nucleotides long. The record is from the annotation of a GenBank genome assembly. NCBI's taxonomy places the organism in Eukaryota, Metazoa, Arthropoda, Insecta, Lepidoptera, Erebidae.
AUGCACUCAAUUACGUCUGAACGCAACGGUCAAUCGAAUUCAACUGUCGGCAUAUGUAGAAUGACUUGUAAACGCUCCCAGAGAUCACACGAACUUCAAGGUCACGUCGCGCGAAAUUUGGACAAACAAUUUGUAACAGUACUUUCAUUAGAAGAACGAAUAGCAUGGCUCUGGGCAAUUCUAAUCGCAUUCAGUAUACCUGAAGUGGGCGUGUUCCUAAGAUCACUCAGAAUAUGUUUUUUCAAAAGCUAUAAAAAACCAACUCUUGGGCAAUUUGUCGCGGCCUUCUUAAUAGAAACUCUACAUACAUUCGGAAUAGCGAUGUUGGUACUGAUAAUUCUACCGCAACUAGAUGUUGUCAAAGGUGCUAUGUUAAUGAAUGCUUUAUGCAUGAUACCAGGUGUGCUAAACGCCCUCUCUAGAGAUAGAACUGAUUCGCGCUAUCUGUUAAAGAUAGUGAUAGACGUAUUUGCAGUUUCUGCUCAAGCUACUGCUUUCGUACUUUGGCCGCUACUCACCCAAGACUACAUUCUAUGGACUAUUCCUGCAGCAUGCUUUUUGAUAUCAUUGGGUUGGUGGGAAAACUUCGUGGGAUCUAUGCGAAAAAAUACUCCAGGUUUGCGUACUUUGCAAGAACUACGUGAAGGACUUAAAAAAACUAGAUAUUAUAGCCACCGAUUCUUAUCCAUCUGGAAAAUAAUAGUUUUCAUGUGCUGUAUUUUGAUAUCUAUGAUGAUACAGAAUGACGAUGCAUGCACAUUUUUUAGUAAAGCACGAGAUGCCUUUAGUGAACGUUAUUACAACAUUUCCGAGGUUCGGAUAGUACAGGAUCCAUUUGAAGGUAUGUUGGGGUACGACCUAGUUGGAGACGCAGUGUCGCUGCCAGUUACAUGGGGUGCUUCCUUAUGGGUGGUGUUAAUUCAAGUGGCAGCUGCAUAUGUCUGUUACAGUGCUGGAAAAAUUGCUUGCAAAAUCCUUAUACAAAACUUCAGCUUUACAUUCGCGUUAAGUCUGGUCGGGCCAGUUACAAUAAACCUGCUUAUUGUCUUCUGCGGUUUAAAGAAUUCAGAUCCGUGUGCAUUUCAUGGCACUAUACCAGAUUAUUUGUUCUUUGAUAUUCCACCGGUGUAUUUCCUAAGAGAGUACAUAGCUCGUGACAUGGCGUGGGUGUGGCUAUUGUGGCUGUUGUCACAGGCGUGGAUUACGAUCCAUACCUGGCAACCACGGUGUGAACGACUGGCUGCUACUGACAAACUGUUUGCUAAGCCCUGGUACACUGGAGUUUUGAUUGAUCAGUCUUUGCUCCUCAAUAGGACUAAGGAUGAAGAUCAUGACAUUUAUUUUGAGGAAUCGCCGCCGAAUGAUGAUAACCGUUCUAUUACCAGUAUUGACAAGGUAUCAAAAGACGUUAAACCCACUGACUGUGCAACAAGAAUUUACGUCUGUGCUACUAUGUGGCACGAAACAAAAGAAGAGAUUAUGGAGUUCUUGAAGUCUAUUAUCCGUAUGGAUGAAGAUCAAAGUGCGCGACGAGUUGCGCAAAAAUAUUUGGGCAUCGUUGAUCCUGAUUAUUAUGAAUUAGAAGCCAAUAUUUUCAUGGAUGACGCUUUCGAAGUAUCAGAUCACAGCGUGGAUGAUUCCCAAGUGAAUCGAUUCGUAAAAUUGUUAGUGGACACGGUCGACGAAGCUGCCUCCGAGGUUCACCUCACUAACAUUAGGCUCAGACCACCGAAGAAGUACCCCACACCAUACGGUGGGCGGCUAGAAUGGACUCUUCCUGGAAAGAACAAAUUAAUUUGUCACCUCAAAGACAAGUCUAAGAUCCGCCACAGGAAACGUUGGUCCCAGGUGAUGUACAUGUAUUAUUUCCUGGGCCACCGUCUAAUGGACCUGCCGAUUUCGGUCGACCGUAAGGAAAUGAUGGCCGAGAAUACUUACCUACUUGCUCUGGAUGGCGACAUUGAUUUCAAACCACAAGCUGUUACGUUACUUAUCGAUCUCAUGAAGAAGAAUAAAAACCUAGGAGCUGCGUGCGGCCGUAUUCAUCCAGUGGGUUCUGGCUUUAUGUCAUGGUACCAGAUGUUUGAGUAUGCGAUUGGUCACUGGCUGCAAAAAGCGACAGAACACAUGAUCGGUUGCGUGCUGUGUAGCCCUGGAUGCUUCUCUUUAUUUCGAGCAAAGGCUUUGAUGGACGAUAAUGUCAUGAAGAAAUACACAUUGACUUCACACGAAGCCAGGCAUUAUGUGCAGUACGAUCAAGGAGAAGACCGAUGGUUAUGCACAUUAUUACUCCAGCGCGGCUAUCGAGUUGAGUAUUCGGCCGCAUCUGAUGCAUACACCCACUGUCCGGAGAGAUUUGAUGAAUUCUUUAAUCAACGCCGUCGAUGGGUACCCUCCACUAUGGCUAAUAUCUUAGAUCUACUAGCAGAUGCCAAGAGAACUGUAAAGAUUAAUGAUAAUAUAUCUUUGUUAUACAUUACAUAUCAGACGAUGUUAAUGGUUGGCACAAUCUUGGGUCCUGGCACGAUAUUCUUAAUGAUGAUCGGUGCCAUUAAUGCUAUCACUGAAAUAAGCAACUUCAACGCACUCAUUUUGAAUCUUGUACCCGUUUUAUUUUUCAUCAUUAUUUGCAUGACUUGCAAGGCUCAAACACAGCUGUUCGUUGCAAACAUAAUAACUUGCGUUUACGCUAUGGUUAUGAUGUUGGUUUUGAUCGGCAUUGUUCUACAAAUUGUACAAGACGGCUGGACGGCACCUUCCAGCAUAUUUACAGUUGCUACAUUUGGCAUAUUCUUUAUAACAGCCGCGCUACAUCCUCAGGAAAUAAUCUGUUUAUUAUACAUAACUAUUUAUUACAUAACCAUCCCGAGUAUGUAUAUGUUGCUGAUAAUAUACUCGUUAUGUAAUUUGAACAAUGUUUCGUGGGGAACGAGGGAGGUAGUGCAGAAAAAAACUGUUAAGGAAUUAGAAAUGGAACGCAAAGAAGCAGAAGAAGCCAAGAAGAAAAUGGACAAUCACAGUUUACUGAAGUGGUUUGGCAAGUCGGAGGAGAAGAGCGGCUCUUUUGAGAUGGGCGUAUCGGGUCUUUUCAAAUGUAUGUGUUGUAUGAAUCCUAAGGACCACAAGGAAGACCUACAUUUACUUCAAAUUGCCAACGCAAUCGAAAAGGUUGAAAAGAGAUUGGAAGCACUUGGGGCUCCUGAAAUGGUGGAACCAAUGACUCGUCGGCGAUCAUCGGUGAUGAGUCGAAAGAAGUCCGUGGACCCCCUCACCAUGUUGCCGGAGUAUAUUGACAGUGAUGACUCUACAGAUAUACCAAGGGAAGAAAGAGACGAUUUGAUAAAUCCAUACUGGAUAGAAGAUCCGGACCUUAGCAAAGGAGAAGUGGAUUUUUUGACGACUGCUGAAACAGAAUUCUGGAAAGAUCUUAUUGACCUCUAUCUGCGGCCCAUUGAUGAGAACAAAGAGGAACUGGCACGCAUCAAAACCGAUUUGAAGAACUUACGCGAUACAACUGUAUUCUCAUUUGUAAUGCUGAAUGCUCUGUUUGUGAUGGUCAUCUUCCUAUUGCAAAUGAACCAGGACCAACUACAUUUCAGAUGGCCUUUUGGACAAGACGUUAGCCUCUCUUUUGACAAUAAUGCGAAUUUGAUAACUAUAAACCAAGAGUAUCUGACGCUGGAACCCAUUGGCUCAGUGUUCCUUAUAUUCUUCGGGUCUGUGAUGUUAAUUCAGUUUACGGCGAUGUUAUUCCAUCGGCUUGGUACGCUCACGCAUCUACUUUCCACAACAACUCUGAACUGGUACUUCAGCAAAGGUGCAGAUGAGAUGUCAGAAGACGCCCUUAUCCAGAAAUAUGCAGUUGAAAUAGCCAAGGACUUGCAGCGGCUGAAUACAGACGAUUUGGACCGGCAAGGAAUAAAAGAUGAUCACGUAUCGCGCAGGAAGACGAUUUUCAACUUGGAGAAAGCUCGGGAUGUCAAACAAAAUGUAGUGAAUCUCGAUGCAAAUUUCAAGCGAAGGCUCACUAUUUUGCAGAAUAACAGUAACUCAGAGGUGAUCUCCCGGCUGCCGUCGCUGGGCGCGGACCCGGCGAUGCGGCGCGCGACGCUCCGCGCGCUGCAGACGCGCCACGACUCCGUCAGCGCUGAGCGGCGCCGCUCGCAGGCGCAGCCACGGAAUUCUACCAACGACUUCCUUUUCAAUGCUGACCAUAUUUCGCUCACCGAUCUGGGUGGGCGCGCCUCCACCUCAGGAGCCUACCUUAACCGCGGCUAUGAGCCCGCAUUCGACAGCGACGAGGACGGCCCGAUGCCACGAAGGAGUACCGUGCGCUUCAGAGAACAAUUUGCCUGA